AUGGUUACCUUCUCAGCAAAGAAGACCCAAAAAGUUAUCCAGCAUGCACUGAAAACUGAAAGAGCCUCAGUUCAACAUAUCUUGACCUGCCCUAACCUAUCAGAACUAAGAAGAAGACUCAAGAUCCCCAACAAUACUCUCCUCUUACUUAACCAAGAAAAUCACUUUGCAAAAAUCAAAGAAAUGUUAUCUAUAUUGAAUCUUAAAUUCGCUGAGGACCUGAGUUGUCAGGGCGACUUGAAAUAA
This is a messenger RNA of Cotesia congregata, 246 nucleotides long. The record is from the annotation of a GenBank genome assembly. NCBI's taxonomy places the organism in Eukaryota, Metazoa, Arthropoda, Insecta, Hymenoptera, Braconidae.